This is a messenger RNA of Oncorhynchus nerka (sockeye salmon), 6837 nucleotides long. RefSeq lists its product as uncharacterized. The record is from RefSeq and is a predicted model, not a curated record. The coding region runs from base 323 to 3451 and encodes 1042 amino acids. Gene Ontology annotation, biological process: positive regulation of translation; positive regulation of cell size. NCBI's taxonomy places the organism in Eukaryota, Metazoa, Chordata, Actinopteri, Salmoniformes, Salmonidae. The transcript has 3 exons.
AGGAGGCAGACAAGAAGCUGAAGGCAGAGGAGGAGGAGGAGGAGGUGGUGGAAGAGGAGAUGGAGGAAGAGGUGGAGGAGGAGGAGGAGGCAGACAAGAAGGUGAAGGUAGAGGAGGAGGCAGACGAGAAGGUGAAGGUAGAGGAGGUGAAGGCAGAGGAGGAGGUGGAGGAGGAGGCAUUGAAGCUGAAGCUGGUCACACUAAAAGGGCCCCACAGAGGAAGCCAGUGUUCACAGGGCAGGGUCAGAAUGCCCAACCUCAGCCAGACCUAUUUAGCCCUAGCCAAACCUAUGACUACAACCCUGCCCAGUGGAGCUGGCCAAUGGAGCCCUCAGGCCCUGGUCUGAGACACUAUUCCCCUGUGAGAGAACAAUGUGGCUGUGUGGGACAGGGUGGAGGUGACGCUGUUGGGACGGCGACCGGGACACACCCCUUCAACAACAGCAGACAUGCGUCAGCCUUGUCACUCCUGGCGGACCCAGAGCCGGCACACAGACAGACUAGCUACAACUACGAUCCAGAGGGGCGCAGGCAGGCUAGUUAUGGAGCGGAAGAGCAGAUCUGGGGUCAGUCAAAACACAGACAGGCCAGCUGCAGUUACAGUACAGAAGACAAACCGAUACGCAGGCAGGCUAGUUAUGGAGUGGAAGAACAGAUCUGGGGUCAGUCAAAACACAGACAGGCCAGCUGCAGCUACAGUUUGAGGCUAGAAAGACAGACUAGCUACGGUCCACAGGAACUACACAGAAAGGCUAGCUACAGCUACAGUCCAGAAGACAAGCCAAUACACGGACAGACUAGCUACGGUCCAGAAGAACAGAUCUGGGAUCUGUCAAAACACAGACAGGCUAGUUAUAGUCCAGAAGACAAACCGAUACACGGGCAGACUAGCUACUGUCCAGAAGACAAGAUCUGGGAUCAGUCGAAACACAGACAGGCUAGUUAUAGUCCAGAAGACAAACCGAUACACGAACAGACUAGCUACUGUCCAGAAGAACAGGUCUGGGAUCAGCCGAAACACAGACAGGCUAGUUAUAGUCUAGAAGACAAACCGAUACACGGACAGACUAGCUACUGUCCAGAAGACAAGAUCUGGGAUCAGCCGAAACACAGACAGGCUAGCUACAGUUACAGUCCAGAAGACAAACCGAUACACGGACAGACUAGCUACGGUCCAGAAGACAAGAUCUGGGAUCAGCCGAAACACAGACAGGCUAGUUAUAGUCCAGAACACAAACCGAUACACGGACAGACUAGCUACUGUCCAGAAGAACAGGUCUGGGAUCAGCCGAAACACAGACAGGCUAGCUACAGUUACAGUACAGAAAGGCAGGACUGGAGAUUUACUGCUGGUGGUCAACACAAUCAUUUGGACAGGUGUGUACCACUGGAACACGGACAUUUACACUCCCACAUGCCAAAUGGAUGCUGUGGCAUUGGUGGUCCAAGUCCCAGGCCUGUGUCCUCUCAGGGCAGGGGAGAUAGAGCUAACCACCAGGAGAGGACUACUAGAUUAAAGGCUGGAGGAGUUGGAGGUGAGAUAGGAGAAGACGGCUGUAAUGGACGACAUGUCCCUGCUGGCUCUAGCUCUGAGGGUUUGGUCUGGAAGAACCAGGGUUUGCUCCGGGAGAAGGAGGGUUCAGUCAGGGAGAAGGAGGGUUCGGUCCUGGAGAACCAGAAUUUGAUCCGGGAGAAUGAAUGUGCGGUCCAUGAGAACCGCGGUUCAACCCAGGAGAACCAGGGUUCGAUCCAGGAGAAGGAGGAUGCAGUCCAGGCGAAGAAGGGUUCGAUCCGGGAGAAGGAGGUUUCAGUCCAGGCGAAGAAGGGUUCGGUCCUGGAGAAGGAGGUUUCAGUCCGGACGAAGGAGGGUUCAGUCCAUGCGAAGAAGGGUUCGGUCCUGGAGAACCAGGGUACGAUCCGGGAGAAGGAGGUUUCAGUCCGGGAGAAGGAGGGUUCAGUCCAGGCGAAGAAGGGUUCGGUCCUGGAGAACCAGGGUACGAUCCGGGAGAAGGAGGUUUCAGUCCGGGAGAAGGAGGGUUCAGUCCAGGCGAAGAAGGGUUCGGUCCUGGAGAACCAGGGUACGAUCCGGGAGAAGGAGGUUUCAGUCCGGGGGAAGGAGGGUUCAGUCCAGGCGAAGAAGGGUUCGGUCCUGGAAAACCAGGGUACGAUCCGGGAGAAGGAGGUUUCAGUCCGGACGAAGGAGGGUUCUGUCUGUGAGCAGAUCAGACAGGUGGUGUCAGACCUGGAGGGGGUCCUGGGUGGUCUCAAACAAGUCCACGUGGAGAUGAAGGAGGUGGUCCAACAGAUAGAUCGUCUGACAGCUAACAUUGACCUGGAAGAGGAAGAGGGAUCAUGUAACAAGUCCCCUAGUCGUGGUGACGGUCACCUCAACCCCAGAGACUGUAAAGGUGGUGACGGUCACCCCAACCCCAGAGACUGUAAAGGUGGUGACGGUCACCCCAACCCCAGAGACUGUAAAGGUGGUGACGGUCACCUCAACCCCAGAGACUGUAAAGGUGGUGAUGGUCACCCCAACCCCAGAGACUGUAAAGGUGGUGACGGUCACCUCAACCCCAGAGACUGUAAAGGUGGUGACGAUCACCCCAACCCCAGAGACUGUAAAGGUGGUGACGGUCACCCCAACCUUAGAGACUGUAAAGGAGUCCUGAUGUUCAACCAGGGAGACCAGAGACCACACUACAGAGACAUGGACCGUAUCGUCAACCAGAAGACUACUAGGGUCCAGGUACACACCCACUGGACUGGUACAGGGGACCUGGUCCACAACCAUAAGACUCCUGGGAACCAUGGACCACAGUGCAGCGACAUGGAUCAUACUGUCAUCAUACAUGACCCUCCUCCCGACCCCAGAGACGUCCCUGGGGUCCUGGUGUACAGACAGCAGACUAAUGGAGAUCAGGGAGUCUCCCUACUGUACAGACAACCUGACCAUACUGUCACCAUACGAACUAACUCCCUGUCUCCUGUCCUCACCGCAUCUGUCAUCAAGACCAACCGGGUUGGGGUCACAGCCCUGAGCCCCAUGGACCCUCUGAGCACCUCCAAAGACCCCAAACAGGACAGACGGGGGCUCAACGGACACCCUCCUCUACCCGGUCCAGGUAGAGAACUGAACCAUGUGACCCCCCAGACCUCCCCAGAGCUAGAAAUGACCCCCUCCCUACCCCUGCCCCUAUGGACUCAACUGUCUGACCCUACAGCCAUGGUCGGAUACAGUGUCCCCACUCUUAGGAUCCAGAAAUCUCCACUGUACCCCCGCCACAACGGACGGGUGGAGAGGCUCAGUAAGAGUCCGGCUCAACCAACCUACCCUGCCCACCCAGCACUGCCGGUCCUGCCCCACCUGGCCCAGCCACCCUAUCCUACCCACCCAACCCACCCUGCCCUGCCUCCCAGUGACUUGAAGACACCUCCCUACAGCAUGGUAUGAGGGGACAGCCUCAAUGCCAUGGGGGCCUGGAACAUAUAAUACAAGGACAGAACUACACUGAUAAGUAGUCUGAGAAGGAAAGCUUGCGGAAUGUAGUGAAGUACCAGGACCACCUGACAUGAUGACUCCUUGCUGUCCCCAGUCCACCUGGCCAUGCUGCUGUUCCAGUUUCAACUUCCACCUGACUGUGCUGCUGCUCCAGUUUCAACUGUUCUGCCUUAUUAUUAUUCGACCAUGCUGGUCAUUUAUGAACAUUUGAACAUCUUGGCCAUGUUCUGUUAUAAUCUCCACCCGGCACAGCCAGAAGAGGACUGGCCACCCCACAUAGCCUGGUUCCUCUCUAGGUUUCUUCCUAGGUUUUGGCCUUUCUAGGGAGUUUUUCCUAGCCACCGUGCUUCUACACCUGCAUUGCUUGCUGUUUGGGGUUUUAGGCUGGGUUUCUGUAGCGCACUUUGAGAUAUCAGCUGAUGUACGAAGGGCUAUAUAAAUAAAUGUGAUUUGAUUUGAUUUGAAGUAAAAGUAAAAGUUGUCAAAAAUAUAAAUAGUAGAGUAAAGUACAGAUACCCCAAAAAACGACUGAAGUAGUACUUUAAAGUACUUUUACUUACAGUUUUUCUCAAUUGCUAAAACACAAUUUCUGAAACAUUGCUCCAUUUCCUGAAAACAUUAAACACAAAACCUCAUCUUCAAGCACUAUUUACAUAACCUCUGACUCCUCUUGCAGUAAACAAUACACUGAAAAAUAGAAAACACAUUGUUCAAAACAAACAAUUCUCAGGGAGAAGUACGUUUUUAAUCUAAAAAAAUAUUCAUAUUUUUCCGUCAUUGUCUUUUGAUGAAUGAAAACAUGUUCUAUCAUAGUAGCUCAAAAUUGAUCAGAAAUUACUACUCUGCUUUGCUCUUUGCAAUUUUGUUUUUUGUUCUUCCUCCUCCUUGUACCCCUAUUUUUACAGUAAAUGUACCCUCUUACAAACUUGUCCUUUGUCUCUGUGAUACUGUAAUUCUUGUUCUUUGUUGAUAUGAACCUGCAACCAGUCAAAAUCUAUUGAGCAGUCAGUACUGUUAAUAAAUGGAAAGCACAAUGUUCAGGGCCAUACAAUUCAUCCAUUGUACAGUAUACAGCCUACAAUGCACUGUACUACAGUAUCCAUUCUCAGACUUUCUCCUUCCCACCUUCAACAACCUGUUUGCUCUCUGAACUGGCUUAUAUUGGUUGUGUCACAUCAUUUGAAACAGGUUAAAUCCAUUUUGAGAGGUUGUGUUCAAUCAAUGACAUAUGUUCUCUAUUUGUAUUUGAUUGUUGCCACUUGUGUUUACCAGUAUGGAUGACAUGUGCAUUAGGGUGCAGAAUGUGUUUUGAGAAUGAGAAUGUGUUUAGAGUUUUGCUGAAAAGUCUAAGUGAGAUCUGCAAAUUGUGUUUUACCAUGUGAACUGGUUUAAGGUAUUGACAACAGACUGCAUAAUUAGCUAAAUGAGUCCAGGCAACUGAGAACUUUGUUCAGCCAAUGGGUUUUAGUGUUUUAGCAAUUGAGAAAAAGUGCAAGUGCUUUACACCACUGCCCCAAACCUUCUGGGGAGAUGCUGUUGAUGCGUCAUUUAGCCGAACAGUUUACAUGAUUCAUUGAGAUGACCAUUGACCAUGGGUUUGUACGUACUGCAGAUUGGCCUUUUACAUGCUGCGUUAUUCUCUUCCUCAGGAGCCCUGACAUGGUGAAGAGAUGUCAGUCAGUGGUGGACACAGUCAGUGGUGGACACGGUCAGUGGUGGACACGGUCAGAGCUCGCCCUGAAGAGGGGGCUAUUUCCAAGGGAAAAAGCUCCAGACAAACAGGAGGGGAAUUCCACAUGAAAGCCUGCGAUGCACAGGCCUUGAGACGCACAGUAUGAAGCAAGCACUUCAACAUACAUUAACAUGUAUGUGUGGUGUCUGGGGGGGUUGGCAAAAACUCAAGACAGCAAAAACUGACUGUGUCACAUUUCUUACCUUUGUGUAUGAAAUAAAGAUAGCAGUGACCUAAUAAUUGGUAUUAAUAUUGAUUUGAAAUGUUUUAUGUUCUGUUCUGACACCGAUGCGUGUUUCCAUUCUCCUUAGCUGACCCUAUUCCAUGGUAUUCUGUGUCUAAACGGCCUUUUCUGCACCUGAAAUUACAAGUUAUUCCCUAAAUAGUGCACUAUGUUUUGAUCAGAGCCCUAUGGGUCCUGAUCAACAGUAGUGGACUAAAUAUGGAAUAGGGUGUCCUUUGGAACCCUGUCUUUAUGAUAUGGAACAAACUACUGCAUGUCGGAAUCGUCUGCAGGUAGGCCUGCUACCCUCUCUGUCUCUCUGUUUAUUAAAAAUCGUGUCUGAGAGUUUCACCACUUCUCUCCCAGAGCCCCUUACAGAUAGGAUGAGACACCCCUCUGUCUAUGGCUGCGUUUACACAGGCAGCACAAUUCUGUUACUUUUUCCACUAAUUGUUAUUUUUGACCAAUCACAUCAGAUCUUUUCACAUCAAAUAUAUUUUUCUGAGUUGAUCUGAUUGGUCAAAACACCAAUUUGUGAAGAAAAAAAAAAGAUACGAAUUGGGCUGCCUGUGUAAACGCAGCCCUGUUUCCUCUCUCACCACAGAAGAGCUCUGUUUCUCCUCUCUCCUCUGUUGAUCUCAAGCCCGGUUUCCUCCCCUCACUCUCGUCUCCUCCACCCUCACUGCAGAACAGCUCUCUUUCUCCUCCUCAAGCCCGGUUUCCUCCCCUCACUCUCGUCUCCUCCACCCUCACUGCAGAACAGCUCUCUUUCUCCUCCUCAAGCCCGGUUUCCUCCCCUCACUCUCGUCUCCUCCACCCUCACUGCAGAACAGCUCUGUUUCUCCUCCUCAAGCCCGGUUUCCUCCCGUCUCCUCCACCCUCACUGCAGAACAGCUCUGUUUCUCCUCCUCAAGCCCGGUUUCCUCCCGUCUCCUCCACCCUCACUGCAGAACAGCUCUGUUUCUCCUCCUCAAGCCCGGUUUCCUCCCCUCACUCUCGUCUCCUCCACCCUCACUGCAGAACAGCUCUCUUUCUCCUCCUCAAGCCCGGUUUCCUCCCCUCACUCUCGUCUCCUCCACCCUCACUGCAGAACAGCUCUCUUUCUCCUCCUCAAGCCCGGUUGACUGAUAACCAAUGUACUGAGUCUGUACCACUACAAACUGUUAGAGAGACUUUAUCACGGUGUUACGUAAUUCCGGACGGAUUCUUGCUUGCUUGAACGCCAAUAAUUCAGAUACACAUGAAAACAUGAAAUGAGCCAGGGAAUCGGUAGAACAUCACUCAGAGAUGCACAAAAAAACAGUAUAACAUUCAAAAUGGGGUGAACCUUUCCUUUAAGCAAAAUCUGAAUAAAAUGUUUGAAAUCUUCCAAUUACUAAGAAA